Brienomyrus brachyistius is the source of this 7164-nucleotide messenger RNA. RefSeq names its product retinoblastoma binding protein 6 (gene rbbp6). NCBI's taxonomy places the organism in Eukaryota, Metazoa, Chordata, Actinopteri, Osteoglossiformes, Mormyridae. Gene Ontology annotation, biological process: protein ubiquitination; mRNA processing; ubiquitin-dependent protein catabolic process. Gene Ontology annotation, molecular function: zinc ion binding; nucleic acid binding; ubiquitin protein ligase activity. The transcript has 17 exons. Gene Ontology annotation, cellular component: nucleus. Bases 943 to 6423 code for a protein of 1826 amino acids. The record is from RefSeq and is a predicted model, not a curated record.
CCUUGGAAACCCCUGAUGUAUCACAGAGCUGUCCGCCAUAAUUCUUUUCAGAGAUUUGGUAGUUACACAAGCGGCUGUACGGACGACGGUUAAUUCGAUUUUCCCCCCUUAAAAAUAGAACGUUAAUGCAGUGUUUUCUUUUUGGGAUUAUAGUUAAAAAUUACUGGGUUAUUUCGGGGAGGGUUGUGUUUAAGGUUUUGAUGUAAGGCGGAUGCGACGUUUUUGGUAGACGGCCUUUUUUGUUUUGGUGAGAGGGGAAAGGGAGGCCAUUUUAGGCCGCUCUUCCCCCUUCUUUCUCUCCUUUGUCACAUUUCAGCUCCUUAAGCUUUUCACCCUCCGCCAUUUACUGCGCGGACACGACGGAUUUCUAGAGGAGUACCGAGGACUUGCUUUAAAUUGCUCGACUGGACUGUGCUACGUUCUGGGGAGAGAGAAAGAGACUGAUUUUGAAGUCACGGACGCUGAGAGGAGGCCGACAUUAACCGCCAUCGCGGUUCGGACUCUUUGGCUACCCUCUCCUACUCUCUUUUCAGUUUCGUUGAUACUUGGUGUCGUUUGGACCCAACUGGACUCUUUUUCUGCCAAGGAUCUGGAAGACCGUUCGCGGCUCUGAUCACUUUACACUGACGGACUGCAGUUGUGGAAGUCUUAUUUGAGACUAUGUCGUUUAAUAUUGGUUGAAUUUUUAUUGGUGUGAAUGUAGGUUGAUGAUUCCCCCGCCUCCUUUCCUUCCCAAUUCGAUUAAUUAAGAGAAGAACAUUUUACUCCUGCUGACUCAUGUUGAAACAUCUACAUUUAUGAUGGUUAUCUAUAAUAACUAGCCAGCUAGCGGUUGUUGGCAAAACGCAGGUUGAGUGAUCGCGUUGCAUUCUCUAGGGUUUGAUUGUACGUUGGAUUUUUCCAUUGUUUGGCCAAUUCAGCUAGUGUAUUCUGGUUAACACGAUGUCCUGUGUGCAUUAUAAAUUUUCAUCUAAACUGAAUUAUGACACGGUCACGUUUGAUGGGCUGCACAUUACGCUCAGUGACCUAAAGCGACAGAUAAUGGGUCGCGAAAAACUCAAAGCGGCCGACUGCGAUUUGCAGAUAACCAACGCCCAGACUAAAGAGGAGUACACUGAUGAUGGAGCGCUCAUUCCAAAAAACUCCUCGGUCAUCAUCAGAAGAAUUCCCAUUGGUGGAGUCAAGUCCACAAGCAAAACAUAUGUCAUUGACCGCUCUGAACCUUCAAGUGGACCUUCUAAAGCAAUCGAUGAUUCUGCUGCUUCAAUUACACUGGCCCAGCUGUCUAAGACCGCCAACCUCGCUGAGGCCAAUGCUUCUGAAGAAGAUAAAAUUAGAGCUAUGAUGUCACAGUCUAAUCACGAAUAUGAUCCUGUUCAUUACAUGAAGAAAAUGGUUGGACCGCCACCUCCAAACUACACCUGCUUCCGCUGUGGGAAAAAUGGACACUACAUACGAAACUGUCCAACCAAUGGGGACAAGAGCUUUGAGGCACCGCAGCGUAUCAAGAAGAGCACUGGGAUCCCACGUAGCUUUAUGAUGGAGGUGGAUGACCCCAGCAUGAAAGGAGCCAUGUUAACUAACACUGGCAGAUACGCCAUUCCCACCAUUGAUGCAGAGGCCUAUGCCAUUGGCAAAAAGGAGAAGCCCCCAUUCUUGCCGCCGGAACAGUCGUCAUCCUCGGAGGAGGAGGACCCUGUGCCAGAUGAACUGCUAUGCCUGAUCUGCAAAGACCUGAUGACUGAUGCGGUGGUCAUCCCCUGCUGCGGGAACAGCUAUUGUGACGACUGUAUCAGAACAUGUCUCCUAGAAUCUGAAGAGCACGUGUGUCCCACCUGCCACCAAUCUGAUGUUUCUCCUGAUGCUUUAAUUGCUAAUAAGUUCCUGCGACAGGCUGUUAAUAACUUCAAAAACGAGACGGGCUACACCAAACGUAUGCGCAAGGCUCCGGCCCAACCAGCAGCGCCUGUGGUCCCACCCCAGCCAAGGGUGCAGCGGCCCGUCCAGCCAAUAAGGCCCCCCACAUCCCGGCAGCAAGAUCCAUUACUUGCUAACGUUCCCCGACCUACGACAACUGCCACCCCUCCUCCAGCAACCCCUGCAGUGAGCGCACCAGGGACACACGUGGUCCCCACCCCGCCCACUGCUGCGGCUAGCACCCCCUCCAUGCAGGCUGGUGCUGCGGCAGGUGUGCCAGGUUACAGCGCUGCCUCUCCCUCCCCCCAGAGGUCCAUCAAGCAGGAGGAGCCUGUGCUUUCCAAGGAGCUUGAGAAUGUCCCAUCGGCACCCUCGGUAAUGGUGUCAGCUGACCCGCCAUUGACAACCCCUGUCAUUCCAAAGGGAUUUCACGUGCCAGUGAUGGAUCAACCGCACUCCCUUGGCCAUUCCAUCCCCAGAACAGGACAGCUACUUCGACCCAACCUGCCCAGGCCCAGCAGACCUGCUUGGGACACGACUGCAGGCAGAGGGCGCUCUCAUUCUGACCGUCCUCAGCGGCUGCAGGCACCCCUCCCAGUGCCGCCCCCAGUCUACAUGCCCACCCCCGCCCUCUUUGCCCCUCCGCAACAUGCCAUGCCCCAGCCGCCUGGCCUGGCCCCGCAGCCAUACCCCCUGCAGUACCCAACAGGCCAGCCACCUGCCACCAACUACAACGUACCACCGCCCGUCUACCCACCAGCCCCAGCUGCGGUGUCCACCCAGUGGGUGCCCCCUGGGGCCCAGCCCCCCAUCGGCAACCCCAUACCCCAGCUUGGGCCGGCACCUUUCCUGUCCAAGGAAGAGUUCUACAGGCAGCAACGCAGGUUGAAGGAAGAUUCGCACUGUCAAUUCAUUGCCAGGGAGAAGUCUAAGCUUGAGGAAUUCACCAAUGAUUUUGCCAAAGAAUUACUGGCGUACAGGAAGAUUCAGAAACAGCGGCGCUCGUAUUCCAGAUCUAAGUCUCCCUAUAGAGGGUCAUCAUACAGCGAGAGCUCCUACUCCUACUCUAAAUCACGAUCCAGGUCCCGGUCCCCUCGCUCCUACUCCCGUUCCCUGAGUCGCUCCAGGUCCCGGUCUCGCUCCAGGUCCCGGUCCCGGUCCUACUCCCGGUCCCCAUAUGGUCGGCGUGGAGGUCGAGGCCGCAGCCGCAGCUACCGUUCCAGGUCCCGCUCCCAUGGUUACCACCGCUCCCGUACUCGUUCCCCAUCCUACAGGGGCCGAGAUGGUGGCAGCACGAGUGCAGGGGCUUACCGUUCACGGUCACGCUCGCCGGCCGCUUACAGGAGUCACACCCCGCCAAAGAAGCCCAUGCCUCUUCUGCAGCUUGAUGGAGAUCGCAAGUAUGUGAACCGCUACCGGGAACCUCCUCCAUAUGAUGCCAAGGCAUAUUAUGGCCGCAACAUUGACCAGGGAGACCCAUAUGAGAGGGAGAGAUACAGGGAAUGGGAGAGGGAGUAUCGGGAAUGGUAUGAGAAAUACUUCAAGAACUACAACAAUCCACCAGGCAACAUGCCCCGAGGGAGGGCUCCACCAGCGGGCAGAGAACCAUUCACCCCAGAACGGUUUGCCCCACCACGACCCAGGGAGAACUCGCCAUAUGGACGUGGGAGAAGGGAAGAGUACUCUGCUCCAGGCCAGAGCCAUAGCUUACUCCCAAGAGGUCGUCAUGGGCCACAGGCCUACCAGGACAAAUUUCCAUUUAAGGAGGGUCAUGGCCUUGGCGGUGUAGGCAAUGCAGGGAAAGAGCCACAGAAGGGUCCUAAAGAUAGGGAGCCUAGCGGAAGUGGCCCUGGAGAUCCCAAAGGCUUGAAGCACAAGAAGCACCGGAAAAAGAGGAAAGGAGAGGAGGGAGAUUCCUUCAGUCACUCAGAUUCCAUGGAUGAUGGGAGGAAGGAGGACCGGAAGGGAGAUGGCAUGCUGAUGGCCUCCAGUCGUGAUGAUGCUACACCCGUUAGGGAUGAACCCAUGGAGAGCCCAACCGUGCCCUACAAGGCUUCCUCAGACAAAGAUCGCAGGGACAAAGUCAAAGGUAAAAGUGAGAAGCUGAAGCGGAAACCAGAGGCAAAUACCCCUAAGAAGGAGUCGUCUAUGAAGACCUCAAAGUCCUGCAGGGAGAAAGAAGCAGACCUGGAUCGUGAAAAGUCACCCCGCUGUGAGCCGGUAGUCAAAAGGGCAAAGGAGGACUUCUCUCAGAAAGUAGAUUCUGGCAAGCAGCACACAUCACAGAGAGAGGAAAAGGCUCCACCAACCCGAAGGGUGGUACAAAAGCCCACGAAACAUAGCCAGGAGCCCAAGCCUGCAAAAGAAGAGCCAAAGGUGAAGAAAGAGCAUGUGAAGGAGGCUCCCAGACAUGACAAAGCCCCCAACAAGGACGAGAAGCCCAAAACAGAGACUGAGAAGGCCAUCAAGAGCGAGGAUAGGCCGGCCAACAAAACCACCGAAGCCAAACCCGAGAAAAGGAAACGAAAAGAGGAGAAAGCUCCAGAGAAGGACCCAGAUGGCUCUCUGGUCAGAUCACCCAAAGUUGAAGCGACCGAGGUGGCCAAAGGAUCCCCAAAACCCAAACCCAAGCCUGAGGGUGAAAAGCCUGCAGAGAAAGAAAGACCAGCUAUUCGACCUCUGAUGGAGAAGGAGGUAAAGCCUGUGCCUUUGAGGAAGAUCAAGAUUAACCGUGAGAUUGGCAAGAAGAUAGGGAGCACGGACUGCGCACCUAUUGUAGAGGAAUCUUCAGAUGGUGCUGGAAAGAGCAGACCUGAGAAGACAAAGAGCAAGAUCCGUAGGAAAAUACCAGCUCCUGAUGGCUCCAGCUUGUUGGUAGACUAUACCAGUACAAGUUCCACAGGGGGAAGUCCCAUCAAGAAGGUCGAGGAGAAGCAGGACCUGAAGAAAACUGUGGUGAAAACCCUAGAGGAGUAUACUAAUGACAGCUCCACUCCUGCAGAAGAUGAGAUAGUCAUGAUCCAAGUUCCUCGCUCCAAAUGGGAAAAGGAAGAUUAUGAAUCUGAGGAUGAGGAGGCCAAGGCAUCCUUGCCCCCGGGGAAGGACAACUCCACACCUGCCCCCGCUGCCCCUGAAAGCACCGCUGUGAGGGCCAAUGACAAGAACUCACCGCAGCCAGAACGAGUUACCCCUGCUGCUAAGGAAACUGUGAAGGUUGAAGUUGUGACAGAAACUAAGCCUGCAAAGGUCUCCCCUCCAAAUGACAAAGAGAGGGAUAAAGAGAAGGAGUGGGAGAGAGAACGAGAGAAGGGGAGGGAGAGGGAGCGGAGCGCUGCAGAGAGGGAGUCUGCAGACAAGAGAAAACCUAUGGUCCUGAGCACAGACAGGGAGAGGAACAGAGAGAAAGAGGGAGAACGUGGCGGUGACCAUGGUAGUGAUAGGAGCAGCUCUUCUACUUCUCACUCCUCUAGGGACAGGCCAGCAGACAAAGCUGAUGCAACAUCACGGAAGCCUGGCAGCAAGGAAGGUAGCUCUGCUAGCUCUGACAGGAGACCAGAGCACAGGCCAAGCCAAAGGGAUCACUCUUCAUCAAAACCCAAAGACAGCAAACCCAGGGAACCUGCCAAAAGGCGGGAGUCCCCACAACCCUCAAAGGAGCACAGCCAGCCUCCCCGCAAUAGAGAGAGAGAUAGAGAGAGGGAUACAGAUGUGGCAAAGAGGGGAUUGGGGGGGUCUGGGCCCUCAGAGUCCCGGAGGUCAGAGCACAGCCCCAGCCGAGACAAGAAGCCAUCUCAGAGUGCCCCAGAGCCACCAAGACAAGAGUCUGAACCUCGGAAGGCUGAGAGGUCAUCUGGCAAAGAAGGGCAGAGCAAUAGGCACCAGGACACAAGGGAGUCUAGAGAUGUAAGGGACAGUAAGGACACAAGGGAGACAAGGGACUCCAGAGACAAGGAGCACAGCUCCCACAAGCCCCCCCAUAGGGCCAGCUCCCCUGAACCCAGGACUGAGACAGAUCGGGCUGGAGGCCGUGUCGAGCGUGACCACAGCAAAGCCAAGCCUCCCUCAGUCCGGUCCACACGACUUUCCUCCGACCUGGGCCGCGAGACGGACGAGGCAGCCUUCGUCCCCGACUACAGUGAGAGUGACAGCGAAGCCUCGGAUGCCGAUGGACGAGCAGAGCAGAGGGCCAGGGACCGGGGCCCGGACAGCAGCCCGAGUGCCAGUGCCAGCCCCUCCCCUUCGGGAAGUCAUGCCCGCAGCAGCAGUGCCAGCUCCGGUGGCAGCCAGGACAGCAAGAAGAAGCGUAAAGACAAAAAGGAAAAGAAGGACAAGAAGAAGCAUAAGAAGCACAAGAAACACAAAAAACACAAGAAGCACACAAGCAAUGAGUCCGAGACUGAGCAGAAAGGUCAGAAACACAAGCAUAAGAAAAAGAAGUCGAAAAAGAACAAGGAAAAGGACAAAGACGAGAAGGAGAAAGAAAAAGAGAAAGACGACCAAAAAUAAAAGGGUCUGUUUGAGAUCUCAGACGGCAGCAGUUGACUUAAUUUACUCAAGUCAUUUUUUUGUAACAAUGUCGGUAUUGUACAGGAAAUACAAUUUUGUAAAUACACAGAUGGUGAGAAGACUGCAUGUAAAGAUAAUACUGCUGUUUUUUUUCCCCUCCUGCAAUAAUCUUGUCUUCUGAGGUUUCUAAUGCAAUUCUGUAUAAUGGUAUUGAUUUGACCAUGCAAUUACCCGCAGCAUUGCUGAGAGAUUAGCUACUUGAAAAGGCGAAAGUGAAAACUUCUUUUGUAUGUCGAUCGACAUGCGAAGGACAAGGGUCUAGAGAAUCCUUAGUCUACUUUUUAAACACCGUAAAUGUAAAUCUAGGAGUACCGACUUUAAUAAGCAGGCGUUCGGUAAAAGCAUUGUACAGUGAAAGCACUUUAUAGAUGUGAAAUUUGCUGCAUAGCUUGCCGGAAGCGAUGUCGUUACGUACCUCAUUCUGUCUAGGUGUGCGAGUAUAUUUGUAGCCUGAAAGUACAGCAAUUACUGGUAGAACUGGAGCGUCUUAUUGAAGAGCGGCUUGGUGACACAUCGAGUCUAUUUGUGGGAUUAAUUGUGACUGUGAAUAUUUUCUUCCACGUUUUAUUUUAUCUUUUUGCAUUGCCUUCACAUUUAAUUUAAAAUUCAUGCUGAAUACUGCGGAGGGGAAACCUUUGUUUUGAAGACAAUAAACGUUUUUCAGCAAAACAUGAAACAUUC